Messenger RNA from Solanum lycopersicum (tomato), 1405 nucleotides. RefSeq names its product 1-aminocyclopropane-1-carboxylate oxidase homolog. NCBI's taxonomy places the organism in Eukaryota, Viridiplantae, Streptophyta, Magnoliopsida, Solanales, Solanaceae. The record is from RefSeq and is a predicted model, not a curated record.
GACUGUUCAUAUGGCUCUUUAAACAAAUCUAACAAUUUUGAGGUAAGAUUUGAAGUAUCCUCUCAACUCUAGAGUUACGAGCCCGAGGAUUUUGAGAAAAAAUGAUGAAAGUCUCUAGCACUGAUGAUUUUGAGGCAAGAGUUCCGGGAAGUUAUGACAGAAUGAGUGAAUUAAAAGCCUUUGAUGAUACUAAAGCUGGUGUCAAAGGAAUCGUUGAUGCUGGAAUAACUGAAGUGCCUCGGAUAUUCGUUCAGCCAACUAAAAUAGAGGAAUGUGUAAGAAAUUGUGAAACAAAGUUCAUUUUUCCAGUGAUAGAUCUUGAAGGCAUCGAUAAAGAUCCAAUAAAGCAUAAAGAGAUUGUAGACAGAGUUCGAGAUGCAUCGGAGACGUGGGGUUUCUUCCAAGUGGUUAAUCAUGGAAUUCCAUUAUCUGUCAUGGAAGAAAUGUUGCAAGGAACACGACGAUUCUUUGAGCAACAUGUUGAUAUCAAGAAACAAUAUUACACUCGAGAUAAUACCAAAAAAAUAGUUCAUGUUAGUAAUUUUGAUUUGUAUAGCCCUUCUGUUCCGGCUACGAAUUGGAGAGACUCAAUUUUCUGUUUAAUGGCUCCGAAUCAUCCUAGUCCAGAGGAAUUGCCAACAGCAUGCAGGGAAAUACUAAUGGAGUUCUCUAAUCAUGUCAUGACAUUGGGAAAAUCCUUGUUUGAAUUAUUGUCGGAGGGUUUAGGUCUUAAUCCAUCUCAUCUGAAUGAUAUUGAUUGCGCUGAGGGGCUCCGCGUUUUGGGACAUUAUUAUCCAGCAUGCCCUCAGCCAGAACUCACUAUAGGAACCAACAAACAUUCUGACAAUGAUUUUAUCACCGUGCUUCUACAAGAUCAAAUAGGAGGACUACAAGUACUUCACGAGACUCAGUGGAUUGAUGUUCCUCCUACACCUGGUGCUCUUGUCGUGAACAUUGGAGAUCUUCUGCAGCUCAUAUCAAAUGACAAGUACCUAAGUGUUGAGCAUAGAGUAUUGUCAAAUAAAGUUGGACCAAGAAUAUCAGUAGCUUGCUUCUUCUACACUGGUUCAUUGCCUACUACCAAGCUUUAUGGACCAAUUAAGGAGUUGUUGUCAGACGAUAGUCCUCCAAAAUAUCGCGCAACCACAGUGAAAGACUAUGCUGAUUACUUCCGUGAGAAAGGUCUAGAUGGAACUUCUGCAUUAUUGCAUUACAAGAUCCAGCCGUAGCUACGUAAUAACACAUUGGAAAGUAGGAUGAGAGAAUCUAUAUUGUGAUGUUCUAUAGUAAUAUAUAUCAUAAGCUACUUGCUUAAGUUUUUCAAGAGAAUAAACUCCGUUUCCUUGAGCUACUUAUCUUUAGUUUUAUUUGAAGAAUGAUUCUGUUUCUUGUUAAUCGCCUUUUU